AUGGCUGCUCUGCCAGUCCUGCACCCGGCUCGCGGCGGUGCGCCAGCCGCCCGUGCCCCGGGCAAGGCGCCCGGGUGCCGAGAGCGCACCGAGCUGCAGGCGGAGCAGGCUCGGGGCGCCUCAGUACGGCGUCUGCUGCAGUGUCCGCCACGCGGGGCUCUCGUCCCUCCCGGGGGCGGUGGCAGGGACCCCCGCGGGGCGUCCGAGGCCCCGAAGCCCCGCGGAGCCCCGGCUCAGGCAGCGCCCCCGCCGCAGUGCCGGCCGGCUCCGCGAGCCCCGCCGAGGCCGCCCCAUGGCCGGCUCAUCCCCGCGUCCGCGCCGCCGCAGCCCGGGACCCGCUCUCUCCCGCGUGGUUUCCGCAGCCGGCAACUCGCACGCACGAGCCUCUACACCCAGCCAGAGCACGGACCGGCGCGGCUGCGGGGUCCCCUUGCUCGCCCGCCCUCGGCUACGAAUGAAAUAAUCCAGCGGCCACCAGGAGGCCGGCUAAGCACGCGGCUCGGAGGGCGCCGGGCGCGGAUCUCGAGCUGCAGCGCGGCGCCGGCGGCCACGACCCGGCGCCGGCCUUCUCAUUCCGCUGCCAUGUUCGCUCGCAGCGCGGCUCGGGCGGCCUCGGCCCCAGGCCGGCUCGGGCUCCGGGAUCCCGCGGGGACGAGGGCGGAGUUGCGCCUGAGCAGAGCAGAGCAGACGCUAGGUGAGGCGUCCCCGAAGCGGCUGCGGCAUGUGUGUCCACGUCUGGGCGAGCUGGGUUUCCAGACGGAGAGGAAGCCCUGGCCAGAAGCUAUGCCAGUCACUCGACCUCUCGCUUUGGCUUCUUUCGCCGCUUACGCCCCCUCCCGCCCCCCCCCCCCGCCGCCUCACUCCCUAGCCUGCACCCUCAUCCCCACCCUCUGCUCCUUUGGAGGGAGGGGGGCCGGCUGAAGCUCGCCCUGCACCCGCCUGGGCGCAGAUCCUUAGCACCCAUCACACUGGCCUGUAGGUAGUAAGCCCUCAAUAAACAUUUGCUAAAUAAAUGAAUAUUCACCGAGUUUCCACUUUGUGCCCA
Messenger RNA from Zalophus californianus (California sea lion), 1045 nucleotides. RefSeq names its product translation initiation factor IF-2-like. The record is from RefSeq and is a predicted model, not a curated record. The transcript has 3 exons. Lineage: Eukaryota; Metazoa; Chordata; Mammalia; Carnivora; Otariidae. Bases 1 to 921 code for a protein of 306 amino acids.